Penaeus vannamei (Pacific white shrimp) is the source of this 7073-nucleotide messenger RNA. The record is from RefSeq and is a predicted model, not a curated record. NCBI's taxonomy places the organism in Eukaryota, Metazoa, Arthropoda, Malacostraca, Decapoda, Penaeidae.
AUGCGUGGUACACCGAAGAUGGGCGUGGAGCUGAAAUUUUACGGCAGUGGAUGCGUAGAAUUGUGGGUUGCGCAAUGGCAGUCCACAUGUCUUUUGCCCACAAAGGGCUUGAGUAUACGUCCUGUCACGGGAUCCGCCCCUGCCUUGGCACGUUCUCUGCCGUCACAGGAUUUACUUGUUGAUACAGUCACGUGUUGGCUGAAUGAGUUAGACGUAAGUGCAGGCCCAUCUUCACCCCCUGCUUCACCAGCCCGCUCUCCGUGCCCGCAGGAGGUGAACGAGCUACGGGAGCUGAAGCGGCUGCACCCGGAGCUGCCCGUGCUGUUCAUCCGCGUGCCGCUGCUGCCCGAGACCUUCAGCGACGACCUCCCCGAGUCGGAACAGCACGACAUCCUGUGCAAGCUGCGCGUGCUGCCCUCCCCCGUCCGCCCCGAACAGAUUCCUCAGCAGCAGCAGCAGCAGCAACAGCAACAGCAGCAGACGCCCAUCAUUCCCACGGGAGCCGCGCGGCAGCAGCAGCAGGUCCCCGUCAAGCUGUUCCGCACGCUCUGCGAUAACCUCGGUUACCUCACAAUGACACCGGCGCCGAAGAAGUUCCGGUGCCGCCUGGUGGAGCAUAGUUACCGAGUGGACAGCGAACUUAUCGACAGCUUCGACUCGUUCCCCAACGUUGUUCCGUACAUAAGGAUGAUUUUGCAGUCACAUCUCAUUCACACCUCGACGCUUUUGAACCAGGGCCACAACCGCUGCAUGAGGAAGUUCAUCCUUUACGCGUUCGACAUGGCGCGCGAAAUCCAGAUCACGCCCAGGAGGAUCAGUUACGCGCGCGAGAAGGAGGCCGAGCUCUACGAGAACCUCAUGGCCAUCGCGUCGAGCAAGCAGGACGAGAUCCGCAGCGUCAUCAUCGACACCAUUGCCAACAUGUCCGAGGAUCUGCUGGAAAAGGCGGCCGAGUACGAGUUUCAAGAGGUGGAGAACUUGCCGACGAGCGAAGUGGUGUGCGCGAGGGAGGUGCGGAUAUGCACGGGCGAAAUCCAGGAGCUGGUGAUCGGGUCCCUGAACGCCGAGGUCGGGAGGCAGCUGGUGGAUCGCGUGGAUGUGAUGCGCGAAUCCUACCUGGGCACCCUGCAGCGGUGUCUGGAGAGCCUGGAGAAGGACUGCCGGGCCUGCGGGGAAGAUCCGCAUAUUGGCGACGCGCUCAAGCAGAUGGUUAAUGCAGCCUACCAAGUGGAGGUGACUGUGACCACCUCUUCCUCCGUUUUGCGUUCUUUGUGGGAGAAAAUGAAGCAGUUGGUGGCCGCCAUGCCUGGGAGAACCCCACCUAUUAUAGAUGCAGAAUGGAAGAGAAAGGUCGCAGCUGAUAUGAUUGCCAGUCUUUCGGAAACAAAGCUGACAAAGAGUAUAUGUGCACAGUUUCGUGAGAGGUUAAAAAGUAGCCACGAUUCCUUCCUUGGGAGCCUCAAACAGUUGGAGACUCAGCUCACCAGCCGCCUAGAGAAAACAGAAGAACAGCAGACACGUAUAAAGAAAAUUGAUGCUCCCAAGCUCGCUCGUCUCUCACUUGAAUCCACAUCUCUCAGGGAUAUGAUACUCUUUGGAAUGCCAAGACUGGACCGUGAGCUGGGUAGAGGUCAGUAUGGGGUAGUGUACGGCUGUGAAUCAUGGGGAGGCUUCAGGCCCUGUGCAGUGAAAUCUCUCGUGCCGUUGGAUGAAAAGCACUGGAAUGACCUAGCGAUGGAAUUCCACUACACCAGAAGUGUUCCAGAGCAUGAGAGGAUUGUGGCCCUGCGAGGAAGUGUGAUUGAUCACACUUAUGGCCAGGGGGAAACUCCAGCUGUCCUAUUGAUAAUGGACAGGCUCACUCGGGACUUGUACUCUGCAAUCAAGCAUGGUCUUGAUUGGCUAGUCAGACUACAGAUUUCUCUUGAUGUCACUCAGGGUAUUAGGUUCCUACAUUCCCAAGGUCUUGUGCACAGAGACAUAAAACUAAAGAAUGUACUGUUGGACAGAAGCAAUCGAGCCAAGCUGACUGAUCUUGGUUUCUGCAAGCCAGAGGCAAUGAUGUCAGGCAGUAUUGUUGGUACUCCCAUCCACAUGGCUCCAGAGCUUUUCACUGGCCACUAUGACAAUAGUGUUGAUGUGUAUGCCUUUGGCAUACUCUACUGGUACAUCUGUGCUGGCCAUGUAAGGUUACCACUCAUCUUUGAGCAGUGCCAGUCAAAGGACCAGCUUUGGACUUGUGUUAAGAAAGGUGCUCGGCCAGAAAGACUAGCGCAGUUUGACAAUGAAUGCUGGGAACUAAUGCAAGAAUGCUGGGCUGGGGACCCUGCCAAAAGACCGCUGCUUGGUGAUGUAGAGCCCCGGUUAAUGCGUAUAAUGGAGUGUUAUGCAAAGAAACAGCUGGAAUACAAAGAACAGUGGAAUGAUGAUCAACAUAAUGAAGACGAUAGUAAAGUUGACUCAGCUAUAGAUGCUGUGACAACUGAGCAGUGUGGCUUCAUAGGUUAGUGUAGUCCAAACUCACUCCUUGUGAGGGUGAUCUAAAAAGGGUCUCAAGUGUAAGUGGAAAGAUUGCAGGUAUUUGUAAAAAUUGUCUUUUAUAUUCUGUAUCCCAUGUGAUUGUAAAGCAUGUGUGCCUUUAAAUUAUAAUAGUGGUAGUGUGAAGAUAUUUAAGCAGACCUAGGUGCCCAAAAGUCAUUUGGAAAGAUAAUUUAGAAAAAGGAAAUGCCAGUGUGAUGGACUUUUUACUAAUCAAGUAACUAUUCUUCAGCACAGGAAGAGGAAACACAAUUGAGCAGUAUACAGAUGUACACCCUCAGUAGUAUUCUGUGGCGGUGAGUAGUGUCUUGGGUGUAGUGACAGAUAAACUAGUGCUUCAGACAAGGCUUUGGAUGUUGCAUUGAUCAGCAGCUUUGGUAAUAAGAAGGUCAAGACAAAAGUGAGAAUAUGUGAAACUAUCAUUGUUAUUGAUAUUCUUUUUUGAAAUAGAAAAUGGAGCUUCCGCCAUAUUUAACUAAACAUAUCCUAAAGUAAAUUAUAUUUAGAGGUAACUCCUGUACUUAUUCGGUAGAGUUAUUGCAGAAACUGAUACAAGAUGAUUGCAUCCUGUAUCAGUAAACAGCCGAGUGUGCCUUUCGUAAAAUUCAUUGCCAAAAGAGCUUUUUCCUAAUGGAGUGUGUGCCUUUAGACUGAAUGGAGUGUAUUAAUCAUGUCACAGUGUUGAAGAUCUGCAGAGCAUAGAUCAUCAAGAAAGAUGAGAAGAUAUUGAUAAAUGUGCUUAUGUUUUUUUGUUGGUUUUGCUUGCUUUUGAGGUCAUGUGAGUUUAAUAAUGUUGAAAAUCUCUUUUUUCAUAGUUACUACUUAGGAAAUGAAAAGCAUACAAUUUUAACAGCUAAUAGCAUAUGGAUUUGUGACUGGGAAUACAUCAUUAAACACCUUGCAGCUUGAAUUUAAGGGUGAAUAUAUAAUGGUAUAGCCAUGAACCCACUGUUCUACUCUCUUACUAUCAUGUAUGAUAGGUAUUUUCAUUAUGUAAUUCCCCCUCCCCCCCCUCUUUUUAGGGCGAUGAUGAUCCCGUCUGUGAUUGCCUAUGACCUUGAUUCCCCACAAGGGAUAGGGAAUUUGGAUAUCUAAUGACUAUCUGUCCAGAGUAUUUAUAGUGUAAGUAGGAACUGUACUUGAAUGGGCAGAAUGUUUAGUAAUUGAUUGAACAAUAUGCUAAAAACUGCAUCCUUUCUCUCACAUCUAUCUUCAUCUUUCUAGUUGCUUUUUUCCCUCAUUUUUCUCUUUUCAAGAAAAAGGUUCUCAGCAUCAUGAAACGAGAAACAUCCACUCAGCAAAGGGGAAGCCAUAACCAGAAAUAUAAAGAUGUGAUCUUAAAAUAUGAGAGAGGGAAAACAUUAAAAACUUUUAGAAAGUUGUCACGCAAUUUGAGAUUUGUAUGAAAGCACUGUCAGUGUUUCCUUCUUUUUCCAUGCAUAUUUUUUUAAGCUUCUCGUAGCCAGUCUUUGGCCUGUGGGAAUUCAACAGAUAUCUGUAUUUAAUAUGAGCAGAAGUUAAAGGGAGGAAAAUGUUAGAUCGGGAGUGUUUUUUUUGUUUCUUUUUUUGAAAAAUGAACUCAAACUAAGAAAUAACAUGGUUUAUAGAGGGAUGCAUGAAUAUGUUUAUAUUUUUUCCCUCUUUCUCAUUCGUGUGUGUGUGAUUUUAUAGAACCAUGUCAGAACGUACAUGGCCGCAUGGCUUAAGCUGUAAACCAAUUUUUUUAUGAACUGUUACCACUUAAACAAUAACAGAUCAAGUUUAUGUGUAAAAUGCUUUCAUGCAGUUCAAGUCAUUUUGGGUAAUCUGUGCCCAGAAGUGUGUUUAUGUUUCCAUCCAUCUGUCAUUCCAUCCACCUGUUCUAUUUAUCUGUUUAAGGAUUAUAAUUUGUAUUUAAGCAUUUCACAUAUAAACUAGGUCUAAAGAGAGAGUGUGUGUGUGUUUGCACAUGCAUGUGUGUGUGUGUGAAAGAGAGAGAGAGAAAGAGAAAAGGAGAUAGAGAAAAUAAGCGGAGGAGAAGGAGAAAAUGCAUGUGUUUUUGUCCAUUAUAUUGUUAUAGGAGAAUCUGGAACAUAUGUAUAAGAUUAAGUUAUAUGCUGUUCAUUCAUGGUUUUAAAAAAAAGUUAGAACGUAUCACUCACUAAAUGUUCGGUGAGUUUUUGUACUAAUGUAGUAUGACCUCUAGUGCCAGAUUGCAUUUAGAACUCAGAUGAGAUACAUUUACUUUUUUACUUGAGUGUCAAAUAAAUGCUGUAUUAUAGAUAAUGAAAAGUUAUGAUGUAACACUAGUGAUUUUGCUUUACAUAGGAGUAGUUUUGAAUGUGUUUCUUUUUCUUGUAGAACAAGGUCAUGAGUCUCUUCAUUCCAUGCUUUUUGCCACUGAAAUAGAUUUCCAUGUUCAGCAUCAGAAGAUCUCACAUUAAGAUAAUAUUUACACUGUACAAAUGAUUUUAAAAAGAAAUAAUUGGUUGGAUAGGAUAUAAUCCCUGAUAGAAUUACAUGUUGAAAGCUUCCAAGCUGGGAAAGAAAAAAAACGUUUAUUGAAGAGGAUAAGGAUCAAUUACAAGAUGAAAUGUAGACAUCUUCAGCAAAUAAUAAGGUAUGAAGAAAUGAGUUUCAUGUCAUAUGUCUUGGGUAUUCAUUAUUGUAUUUUAUUUUUAAUAGAGUAUGUUUGUUUUUUUUUUUUUUCUCUCAGUUAUAUGAACAUUCAGAUUUAUUCACAAGAAACAUGUUCUCAGAUUCUGGUCUGUGUUGCCAAAAGUAAAAAACCUUUUUCUUGAACCACUCAUCCUGCAUGGUAUCUAAUCAAGCCAUUGGAAACCAGGGCAAAAUGCCAGGUGACGAGUACCCUUGCCAUGAACAAUCGAGCAUACUCUAAGGUUUGCACUAAACAAUGACUGUGGUCAGUGAGGAGAUGCAGCUCUAAUGCAUAGGCUUUUUUAGCCUCAUUUCCUCAAAAUUUAUGAAUGUUGCAGCAUAAGUGCAAAUUAUAUAUCCUGUGCUUCUGAUUUUUCACUUAAUUGCUGAUUUUUUGAUUUGAAAUAAUAGAUUUAGUUAAAGAAAUCAUGAAAUUAAAUAGGUAGAAACAACCUUUUCAAUAGAAAGGAUAUUUCACCUAACAAAUAACAGUAUAAUUAUUUAGAGAGAAUUUUAACCUUGCUUUUAUUAAGAAUGACUGCUUGAUAGGUAAUGAAAAAAAUAUAUGGAAAAGGAUGAUAAAAAAAAUGGAAGUUAUGUAGCUGGGAAAAAGGAGGAAAGAUUAAAUGUGUUGAAUUUCUGGAAACUUUUUCCUGUCCAAGAGCCUCAGCUAGCUAAUGGGGAGAAAUAAUGUGUAUGUAUGUGUAUAUAUAAUUUACUUGAUCAUGAGCAUUGCUUCAUAUUUAUUUCAUACUACAUAACAUGUAUUUGUAUUGUGCAAUUUUACUCCAUGAAUGUGUGCUCUUUUGAAUUGACACAUUUCAGCUUGAACUGAGCUAUGUAUGUAGGAAAAGUUCAGCAAUACAGUAUAUAUAUUGAAGAGGAAAGAGAUCUGAACAUUCCUUAUUAACUCAUUAUUGCCAUGUAUAUGGACCUACCUACGAAAUUAUUGGUUUGUCAAUUUUCUUUUUACAUAGAUGAUUUACAAGUGCUUGAGUCAUCAAGGAGUCAUUUACUAGGAUACCUGACCUCUCUUGUUUACCCCGUGCCUUUAAUUCUUGGAAGAAAUGCUAUUUAUUUCUAAUUCUUAUUAUUGUUAUUGACAUUAUUUUUAUUAAAAUGUUCUUAACUGUCGAGGAAUAAUUAAACAAGUAAGAUCAGGUAGGCUUAGAUUAUAAUUAGUAUGUAAGCUGACGAAGCCAUCUGUGUGAAAUGAAAACGGAAUUUAAUCAGUGUAUACAUGCCCUCCUGGUGUCAGCAAGUUAAAUGAUAAGCUUUUGAUGAGUAAAUAGGGGGGAAUUUUGUACUCUUGAGCAAUCCAAUAUGAAUAUGGAAAGAUAUUCCUAAAUCAUUUAUUUUUGUAUGAGUUGGAUUCUGUCAAGUGUAAUUUUGGUUUGGUCAUACUUAUGGUAUUUGUAGUAACUGAGUUUUGUUCCCUAUGAAUGGAAACUUACUCUUGAAUGGUUUGAUAGUCAAAACCUUUUUAAAAGCCUUUGUAUUUUUGACAGUGUUCAGUCUGUAAUGACUACUUCUUGAAAAUACAAAAAUGUUCAAUUUGUUUUAAGUACUGCAAGAAGAGAUAGAGUUUCUGCUUGAUUUUGCCACAAACUUUGAGGUUUUCCUCAUUAGUCAGAUGUAAAAGGAAUGUCGUUUGAGUCGGUGGCAGAUUUGGAGUGUGAUGUCAUUCUGCAUAAUGUAAGGCAAAGUAAGUAUAACAGAGUUAUGAUGAAUGUCAUUUGUAAAGUUCAUCAAAAGAGUUGCUUAUGUUGCCCUCGUGUGCUGUAUUUGUAAGGUUAAGAUUGGGAUGGAAGUCGGGAAAAUAUGUAAACAAAAUUGUUGGGAAUAAUUGGGAUAUAUUUGUAUUUUUCCAAUGGAUUAUAUGUGUGUAUAUAAAAGAA